AUGCGUUUUCUCUCCUGUUUGGUGUCACUUGUUCUAGCGGAUUUUAAUUCAAAUUUGGAAAAAUUAUCGUUGACUCAUAAGUGUGAUCCUCUAUGCACCUUUAAUCAUUCUGAAGUCACAUCUUCUACUGCUCAAUACUUCCCAACAACCUGCGAUACAGUAUGCGGGAUUCUUACGUUUAAUUCUGACACGGAUCUAUCACAUUCUGAAUUAGUUACUUUAUUCAAAAAUAUGAGAACUUUCUCCGGCGGGAUCACAUUUGAGAACACAGGUUUUCAAAAUUUAUCGAUUUUUUGGGUGCAUGACGUAGACUCAAUAACAUUCAACUGUAAAACUUUCGGUAUGUCGGUUCUCAACAAUUCGGAGCUCACAAGUGUCAGAAUCAUUGACUACUUUCUACUGGAAACUGACCGGCUCAGCAAAGAAUGUGCAUUUCGAGUUGAAAAUAAUGAGAAGCUGAAUGCAAGUUCAGUGUGUCAAUCCUGGUUUUUACAGGGCAUGUAUUCACUAAAAGUCUCGGGGAAUCGCAGGGAUUGUGGUUGCCGUGGUGAUAAGAUAGCACUCGACACCAUGCCCGAGUUCCAAAAUUGUACAACUGUGACAGGCUUGAACCUGACCAAUAUCUCAACUACAGAUCUACCGAGUUUCGCAAACGUUCGAGAAAUAAGAAGCUACAUUGAUAUUCAGCAGAUGCACCUUCAGAAUUUGUCAUUUUUGAAAAAGUUGAGAGUUGUUCGAGCGAAAAAUUUCAUGUACGAAAAUGUCAUAGUCAAUGUUAGAAAUAAUCCAGAAAUGACAAGGCUUGCUGUUCCAUCUUUGAAUAACUUUGCUAUUGAUGGCUUUGGGCCAGUGAUCAUGAACCUGGAAAAUCUUCACCCGGAUUUCUGUCUAACCUUCGGAGAAUUGAAGCUUUUCAUGGAAGAGCUCGUUUAUUUCACAAAUAUUCAAGCGAAAUACUGCGGAAUAGAUACAUUUUUUGAGGAAAAUGAAUUUUGUGAAUUUUUAAAUAUGAGCUCACUUGAGCCAUUUUGUCUGUUUAUCUACGGAAAAGUCGUUUUGGAAGCUGGAGAUGAGGAAUUCGUGUGGAAACUGAAAAAAAUGACACAUUUAUUCGGGUCUCUGGUGGUUCGGAAUACCCAAUUGGAAGACUUGGGAUUUUUGGGAAAGCUGAAAUUUAUUGGGAACUUGGACAGUGAUGCCCUUACUGUUCAAAUUGUGGGGAACCAUAGGCUGACGUUUGCCUAUAUUCCUUGGUUGGAGAACAUCAUAACCAGCGGCAAUCGUAUCAUAAUUGUGGACAAUAAUUCCUUAUUAAAAACUGAAAAGUUUUCUUUAUUUGCCGCCAACUUUCAGACAAAACUUAUAUUCAAAGGAGACGCUUUUGGUAAAAUCUCAUGA
This is a messenger RNA of Caenorhabditis elegans, 1398 nucleotides long. It is a transcript of the gene irld-66, whose product is annotated as Receptor L-domain domain-containing protein. Lineage: Eukaryota; Metazoa; Nematoda; Chromadorea; Rhabditida; Rhabditidae. The record is from RefSeq and is marked reviewed. The transcript is spliced from 6 exons. Bases 1 to 1398 code for a protein of 465 amino acids.